Lipotes vexillifer (Yangtze River dolphin) is the source of this 309-nucleotide messenger RNA. The record is from RefSeq and is a predicted model, not a curated record. Lineage: Eukaryota; Metazoa; Chordata; Mammalia; Artiodactyla; Lipotidae.
AUGGGCCUCAGCACCCUCCGGGAGCAGUGCUUCGACCUUCCUGCUGGUCACCUCACCAUCCAGCCAGGAACCAGGGAGGUGGCCGAGACUGACUCCAAGACUGUGCAGGAUCUCACCUCGGUGGUGCAGACACUCCUGCAACAGAUGCAAGGUAAGCGGCAGACCGAGUCCAACCAGAUCAUUGGAAGCACUGAGGACAUGAGCAGUUGCAUCGAUGACCCGGAGAAAAACAUCGCAGACCUUGUGAUACAAGCUAGGGUGGAAGAGCUGGGUGGUGAAGACAAGACCCCUGCCGCACAGAAGAGCUGA